UUACAACCCGAACACUCUUGCUAUCAGGACUGCCACAAGGCUCCCAUCCUCACCAAUGCACAGUACCAAAAGACUCUAUCUCACCAAGUAUCGGCCACAAAGCUCAUCUCUUCCACCGUCGCGGCGGGCGAGUCGUCAGUAUCACAGCUGCAGGGCGGGAAGGUGAAGGACAGUCAACGGACCAGCUCCCGGAAGUGGGGCUCUUCUUCUGCCAAACAAUCGUCUGGCCAUGUCAGAAAAGCAAAGCGUCUUCCGCUGCGCUUGGCUCCUUUUGCGGCCCCUCGACUCCAGACCAUCCCCGUCCCUCUCACCUGGACCAUGUCACACUGCUUCUUUUCCAAUGUCUCUGCAGCAGCACCCGGCCUAGACGUGUCGCAGACGUGCCGCACCUUGUACCAGCUGGCGGCGCUGCACGCCCAAAACGCACUGCACCGAUUGACAGAUGCUGCAAGAACCGAGAAGGAUAGACAGACGGAGACACAGACAGACAGCCUUCAGGCACCGCGUAGCAGAUGCAGACGCAGAUACAGACACAUCCAGAGAAGGCUUCAUCAGAUUAUGCCAGGUGCCCCACUGCCCGCCGCGUACCUUGGCCGCCAAAAUAGCACAUCCGUUUCAAGUGUGGACGGCCCAGCAUACAACAGACGGGGAGGGGGGGGGGCCUUGACCUGGAUCCGUCGGGCCAAUCUUUGUUCAACAUGUCUUUCUGCUUUCGCACCGACUUCUCGCCUCGCCCUUGUUGCUUUUCGAUUUGAUGAGCCUGAAGAAAGUCUUCCUACUUACCGCUUCUUCGAUGGCCACUAG
Colletotrichum abscissum is the source of this 804-nucleotide messenger RNA. RefSeq lists its product as uncharacterized. The annotation marks the transcript as partial. NCBI's taxonomy places the organism in Eukaryota, Fungi, Ascomycota, Sordariomycetes, Glomerellales, Glomerellaceae. The transcript has a single exon. The record is from RefSeq and is a predicted model, not a curated record.